Molecule: messenger RNA, 2502 nt
Organism: Adineta ricciae
Lineage: Eukaryota; Metazoa; Rotifera; Eurotatoria; Adinetida; Adinetidae
Source: the annotation of a GenBank genome assembly
AUGUCAGGAAGAACGACAACAACAGCCGCAGCAGGAACAGCUGCCAAACAAGACUUCACAUUUUUAAAAACCGGUCGCAUCAAUUUAACUAUUCUCCGUGAAUAUAUCAUUCAAGAAAUCAAGCGUUGUACAAAUCUAUUUCAUACAGAGAAAAGUCACCUACCAAAACAGUUCACUAAAGACAAAUGUGUGAUUAUCGAUGAUUCGAUCAAAAAUCUACUUGCACACGUUCAAGCUAUCGGAGAUCUGGGCGCGAGCGAUAUUCGAAUAUUCAAAGAACGUCAACAUGAUACAUCCGACUAUAAGGUAACAUUGUUUCUUGUUCGACCAAAAGUUGUUUAUAUGGAAGUCAUUGCCAAUAUGAUUAAAGAUGAACUUAACAAAUUAAAUGCUCAAAGAUCGAAAGGUGCAAGUCCAAAACAGUAUGGAAUUAUCUUCGUACCACGUCGUUCGCGUGUUUGCGAAGAAAAACUGAAAGAACAAGGUGUUCGUGGUGAUAUCAUCAUCGAUGAAUUAAACUUAGAUUUCAUUCCCAUUGAUACCGACGUAUUAUCAAUGGAAUCGAAUGAUUGUUUUCGUGAUAUUUACUUGAAUAAUGAAACCACAUCGUUAUUCAAUCUUGCCCAUGGUCUUAUAACAUUUCAGAAAUUAUAUGGAAUUAUUCCGAACGUGUUUGUCAAAGGUGAUAAGGCUAAACAGUGUUACGAUACGAUGAUGAGAAUGCAACGUGAAGUGCCUGAUAACGAGAAGAAGGUGCCGACACAAAUAGAAAAUAUGAUUCUAAUCGAUCGCACAACUGAUUUGAUUACACCGAUGAUGAUACCAGCAACAUACGAAGCUUUACUUGACGAAGUUUUCAACAUACAAUUCAAUCGGAUCGAAGUGCCAACAUCAACAUUUAGUGAGCAUUUUCGCGAAGCACAAAAGAUCGACGCCACCACUCAAGACAAAGUAGCUGUGCGCUUGCUAACCAGUGAUCAAUUGUAUUCCGAUACACGUUAUCUACACAUGAUCACUGUGGGUCGUGUACUUCAAGACGGUGCUCGUGCGCAGAAGCAAUUACGGAAAGAUUUCGAUGACAAAUUCUCCGGUUCAGCAUCAACAAUUCAAGGCAAGAAACUUGCUGAUCUACGCGAAUUCGUUACUCGCAUAUCCAAUCNUCCUUUACGUCAAUUCUAUUCAUACGAUAUCAGCAUCGGCAAUGCUUGCUGGGAAUUGUAUUGUCUCGAACAUGGGAUUCAACCGGAUGGACAGAUGCCAACAGAUUGUACAUUGGGAUCAGGUGACGACUCAUUUCAGACAUUUUUUGCUGAGACAGGAGCAGGAAAAUAUGUUCCGCGUACGGUUUUCAUUGAUCUCGAACCGACAGUUAUUGAUGAAGUACGAACGGGCACAUAUCGUCAAUUAUUUCAUCCUGAAACAUUAAUAUCGGGCAAAGAAGACGCCGCAAACAACUACGCUCGAGGUCGAUAUACGGUUGGAAAAGAAAUCAUCGACUUGGUACUUGAUCGAAUUCGAAAACUAGCUGAUCAAUGCUCUGGCUUGUUAGGAUUUUUUGUCUUUCAUAGUUUUGGUGGUGGAACCGGUUCAGGUUUUACUUCAUUGCUUAUCGAACGACUGGCUGUUGAUUAUGGGAAAAAAUCUAAACUUGAAUUUGCUGUUUAUCCAGCACCACGCAUAGCUACAGCAGUUGUUGAACCAUACAAUUCCAUUCUAGUUACACAUAGUACCUUUGAAAAUUCGGACUGUUGUUUUUGUAUCGAUAAUGAAGCAGUUUAUGAUGUCUGUCGACGAAAUUUGGAUCUGGAAAAGCCAACUUACACAAAUGUGAAUCGAAUUAUGGCACAAGUCAUUUCAUCGAUCACUGCUUCACUUCGUUUCGAUGGCGCAAUUAACGUUGAUCUAACAGAAUUUCAAACAAAUCUCGUUCCAUAUCCGCGUAUUCAUUUUCCUUUAACAACAUAUGCACCAAUAAUAUCAGCGGAAAAGGCUUAUCAUGAACAGUUAACAACAUCAGAAGUCACAUCAGCCUUAUUCGAACCGGGAAAUCAACUAGUCAAAUGUGACCCACGGCAUGGAAAAUACAUGGCUUGUUGCAUUCUCUAUCGAGGUGAUGUUGUCCCAAAAGAUAUUAAUGCAACUAUUUCAACAUUGAAAGCAAAUCGAAACAUUCAAUUUGUUGAUUGGUGUCCAACUGGUUUCAAAAUUGGAAUCAAUUACCAACCACCAACAGUUGUACCCGGCGGUGAUCUCGCUAAAGUUCAACGUGCUGCUUGCAUGAUGGCAAAUACAACUGCUAUUGCAGAAGCAUGGGCUCGCCUAGAUCAUAAGUUUGAUUUACUCUAUGCUAAACGAGCAUUUGUUCAUCAUUACGUUGGCGAAGGUAUGGAAGAAGGCGAAUUUAGUGAGGCUCGUGAAGAUUUGGCAAUGUUAGAAAAAGACUACGAAGAAGUUGGAGCAGAUACAGCGCCGGCUGAAGGUGAAGACGAAGGAGAAUACUAA